Molecule: messenger RNA, 1213 nt
Organism: Halichondria panicea
Lineage: Eukaryota; Metazoa; Porifera; Demospongiae; Suberitida; Halichondriidae
Exons: 8
Coding region: 118-1074 (318 amino acids)
Source: RefSeq, a predicted model, not a curated record
UUCCAAGAGAGUCACCUUUGAUCUUGUUCAGCUCUUGUAUUUGUGGUCAUAUCUACAAUUAGGUCAAUUAGGUACGUGUCGACAGCAGUACUAUAAACAUAAUAUACUAGCUCUAUCAUGGCUAAAUGCAUCUGCCAACAGAAGAGUGACAACUCCAGUCUGCCUGUAAGCUAUCCAACUCUGCAAGAUGGAGGAGACCCUGUAAAACUGUUCCAAGAACAUGGCUACUUUGUUGUGAGGCAGCUACUCACAUCUGAGGAAGUGGAGAGCAUCAAGUCUGAGAUCAGUGCGAUCGUGGCCAAAUGGUAUACACAGUGGCUGGAAACUGGGAUGGACGGCAACGACUGGGAGACAGCAGCCAAUCGGGAGCCAGCCUGGAAGGAGGGCAGGUGGCAGCCAGCAUCUGAUAAGCCUGCUGACAUUGAGCUCGGGUUCCGUAGACUGUAUAGGAUGACCCUAGAAAGCCAGCUCUUUGAUAGGAUAGCGAAACAUGAGAAGAUUGUCUCAACUGUGUCUAAACUCAUUGGAAAUGACAUCAAGUUGCUUCAAUCCAUGGCUUUGCUCAAGCCACCAGGUGCUUCAGAGAAAAUGUGGCAUCAGGAUAAUGGAUAUUUCCGUUUGAACCCAUCAAGAAUUAUGGGAGUGUGGAUAGCACUGGACCCUGCCAACUGUGCCAACGGGUGUAUGCACAUCCUUCCCCAGCCAUAUACUGAAGACGGUCAGUUUUACAAGCAUGCUGCUAAUGUUGACUUUCACAUAGAGUAUGGUAUGGUGGACAGACCUAAUCCAAGCGAUGUUGUCCCCAUUAUUCUCAACCCUGGAGAUGCUCUGAUGUUUCAUAGUCACCUCGCUCAUUACACUCCUCCUAACAACUCUGAAACAAGGAGACGCAGUGUUCAGUUUCACUACGCCUCCUCUGAGUGCCAACGAAUCAAAUGCCCAAAGGAAGAGGGCGGAGCUGAUCAUGGGAUGUACUUUGACUGUGAUCCGGAAUGCCAGGAGCAGAAGUACUACUACUACAAGAAGGGGGAGACCCUAAUCAGUGGCCGUGACUUUGGUGAAGGAUACGUUUAACAUUGAUUGCGUGUUAGCAAAAAACAAACCUUGUGUUGAUUUCUGUUGAUCUCUGUGUUUAUACCGUUUUAUGUGCACUAUAGUACUGUACACUAUAUAGCAUUUUUUAGCAUGAAGAAAAUUGUUAGUCAUAAUAAAA